AGGGAUAGUACUGCCAGUAGAAGUAGAAGGACGGUAGAGAGUGAUGGCCACAACUACAGCUAAUGUUCCCUUGGCCACCAAGGUCGAGAUCAGGCUCUCCUGUAAGCACCUCAAAAACAAGGAUGUAGGCUCCAAGUCCGAUCCUCUAGCUGUCGUCUUCCAGCAAGAUUCCAGGAAACAGUGGAUAGAGGUCGGUCGCACAGAACGAAUCAAGAACAACCUGAAUCCAGUCUUCACACAAGGCAUCACCUUCGACUACUGCUUUGAAGAGGUCCAAAAACUCAGGUUUUCUGUCUACGACAUCGACAAUUCCACCGCUGGUCUUAAUGAUGAUGACUUCCUUGGAGAAACAGAGCUUACACUUGGUCAGGUCGUGUCGGCCAAGAAGACUGAGAGAAACCUGCAGACGAAAAGUGGUAAACCAAUGGGCAAAGGAACAAUCCUAAUAGAUGCGGAGGAGGUAGCGGACAUCAACGAUGCACUUAUCCUGUCAUUCAGAGCUCACAACCUCGACAAAAAGGAUGUGAUGGGGAAGUCAGAUCCAUUCUUGGAAUUCUAUAAGGCUGGCCACAAUCCAGAUGAAUGGCAUAAAGUCCAUGUUACAGAGGUUAUCAAGAACACAUUAAAGCCUACAUGGAAGCCUUUCAAAAUAGAUCUCAAGAAGCUCUGUAAUGGGGAUUAUGACAAGAAGAUUAAGAUAGCUUGCUACGAUUACGACUUUGACGGGCGGCACGACAUGAUUGGCUCGUGUGCGACCACGGUACGGGAGAUGGUGCACACAAACAAGAAAGAGGUGGAAUGGGAGUGCAUUAAUCCCAAGAAGAAAGCAAAGAAGAAGAACUACCAGAACUCCGGCCUUAUCUUUCUUAGAUCUUGUGAGGUGAAGAGAGUGUACACAUUUUUAGAUUACAUCCUGGGUGGCUGCCAAAUCAACUUCACAGUGGGUAUCGACUUCACCGGGUCAAAUGGUGACCCCAACGAGGAGUCGUCUCUACAUUUCAUCAAUCUGGAAUCUCCUAACCAAUAUACGCAAGCCAUCGUGUCUGUCGGUGAAGUCAUACAAGACUAUGAUAGUGAUAAGUUGUUUCCAGCGCUAGGUUUUGGUGCCAAGAUUCCACCCAAUGGAACUGUUUCACAUGAAUUCCCUAUCAAUUUCCAGCCAAACAACCCUUUCUGUGCAGGCAUUCAUGGUAUCGUAGCAGCUUACCAGUCGUGUAUUCGGCAAGUAUCAUUGUGGGGUCCUACAAACGUUGCACCCAUCAUCAACCAUGUUGCCAAGUUUGCCCACGCAGCUCUUAAUGAGAAUAAGACAGCGUCGCAAUACUUCAUCCUCCUCCUCUUGACGGACGGUGUCAUCACGGACAUCUACGAGACCAGGGAUGCGGUCGUCAAGGCUUCCCAUCUUCCCAUGUCCAUCAUUAUCGUGGGCAUUGGCGAGGCAGACUUCACCGACAUGAGGAUGUUGGACGGCGAUGACGGCACCCUGAAGUCGCCGAGUGGUGAGCCCACGGCGAGAGACAUCGUCCAGUUUGUUCCCUUCAGAGACUUCAAGCAGGCUUCUCCUGCUCAGCUAGCCAGGUGUGUUUUGGCUGAGGUGCCCAAGCAAGUGUCAGAAUACUUUGAGAAGAAGGACCUCUCACCCCCUGUACUCCACCGAUUAUGAGCAUGGGUGUGUCCACCAACUACCCAUCAUGCACUGCAUCUAUCAAAGAUUUUAUUUACAUUGUUUAUACACCGCUGUCUUCAAUUGAAUUAUCAAAAGGAUCACUCUCUCUUCAAUAUCUGGAAGGUACAACCGUAAGCUCGGAUUUUGAAAUCUAAAUUCAAGCUUUUUAUGGUACCGUAAUCAGUUGUUCAAAACAUCACACACGUUGAUGCAAACUACAUGAAGAAUUAGCAGGAGCUCAAUAUUUUGUUUUAUGUGAUUAUUACACUUUGAAAAAAUAAUUAUUUGAAAAAUUAUUUCUGUUAUAUAUGCUGAAAAAGUAUCUACGCAUUUCAAGAUUUUCUGGCUUGUAAUUACCUAGAUAUGUUUAUUAAAGUAAGAUCUAAGAAUUUAUAGAAUAUAUGAUUUUGAGCAGUAGCAUGAUUUAGCCAAACAAUGUAAUAUAAUAGUUGAAAUACUUUGGUUUUAAUUUAAUAAUUUCUGCACUUUUUGCAAUGUGGAAGAGAGAAAGAGAGAAUGGAUUUAUGAUUGAACUAGACACGAUAUAUUAACUGGUAGAACAUGAAACUUUCAACUACAAUGUAUAUUUACUUUUAGAUUCAGGUUAGAAUUCAAUAUUCUUAAAUCUUUUUUUCAAUAAUUAGGUUUGAUGCAGAGUUCGAUUUCUUAUCUCUGUGCAGUUCUUUACUUUUAUGAUCUCAAAAUAUAUUUAGAUUUGAAAAAUAUACCGCCGUAGUUUAUAUAUAUAACAAGAGACAUUAAUACAUGUUUGAAUGUCUCUUGUUAUAUAUAUAUAUAUAACAAGAGACAUUCAAACAUAUAUUACUUUUUUUGAAAGGAGAACAUGCUAUUCAUAUUAAUCUUUCUUUUGUUUUUCACUCUGAUGGUCUGGUUCAUUUUAGAGAAACUUAUGUGCAUAUAUUUGCUUGGAAAUUUUUUAGAAUGUCAUGAACAUAUUGAUAUGAAUAUGUUCAUGACAUUCACAAAUGGAGUCUCCUAUUGCACAUAAAUUUAAGGUUAAAGCAAAUUAUAUCUAUAGACAGAUUCUGUUAGGAUCUUGUUUUCUUUAAUCUAGUUACUAGUGACAUCAUAAUUGAAAAUAGUUGUUAUUCUUAUAGGUAAAUUACAUAAUUAUUUACAUAAAGAUAGCCUUUGUUUUCAUAUUAUUUCCUUUGUGUUAUAUUUGGUACUUAGGAAAUUUUGACCAAAUGGUAUACAUCGUUUUAUUUGGUAAAGCAAUGUUAUAAUUUUUAAGGAUAUAUAAUCUUUAUAACAUUAUUUUGUAUUUGUUUGGUUUAUCUUGAGGAAUGGAGAUAGAAGUUGUUUUAGUGGGUUAAGCCUCGGUCACAAAUGCCAUUACGAACGAAUACGAACGCCGUACAAACAAUUUUCAGACAAUGGAAAUUUGGGAAGACAAUGGAAAAACGGAGAUUCGUAAGAAAUUAUCAUUCGUACGAACCUUUGUGACCUUAGCAUUACUUAGUUGAACAUGUACCAAACAUGCCUGUCAAUGAGUCAGCACUUUAUUCUUUGAACUUUCUUCUUAAGAUUUGGUCAUUAAAAAUGUUCAUGCAAGAGAACAUGUGACAAGCAGCAGAUUUUCUGUAUGGUGGUCAGUCGUGUAUCAGUUCAAUGAUAAGGUGCUCAUGAAAUUAUGUAUAAAACAUGCAAAUUUCAUUUCAAAUUUUGUUCUAAUGUAUAUUCAUAUAAGCAAAUAAGUAAAUGGCCUGUGAGGAACAGUGGAUGUUUCACCACAGUUGUGAUCAGUGCAAUAAAGUGUAUCAUAGUAAUAACAACAACAAAAUCACUGUAGACAUUAUAUUUGCAUGUGUUAGAAAAGAAUAUCGGUAGUCAGCUGUGUGUACAUUUCUGCAUUAAUUUUUCCCCCUCCUGUUUCUUACUGACAACCACAUAUAGGCAUGGCAGAGUAUUAUUAAUGAUUGAUGCAAACUAGUGUUAAUAAAUAGACUUUUCCUUGUAGCAGAGUCAGUCAUAAUUUUCUCUCUGUAUGUCAGUUUAGAAUGCUAAAGCAUCCUCUAGCUAUCUCUCAUUAUCAUUUCUUUAUAUUUUAUUUUGUGGGACGGGGUGUGUGUCUCUCUAGAAACCGCACCCAUAUGUGAACUGCAUCUAUUUUAAUGCUAAAUAUAUUACUCAUUGGGGAUAAAAUAUCGAAAAAUAAUUUGAUAGUGACAUUCGUUUGUCUCGCAAUGUAUGGUCAACAAGGGAUCAAAAGAUCAUGACGUUUCGUGCGCCGCUUUUGAUCCCUAGUUGACCAUAUAUCACGAGCCAAACGAAUGUCACUAGCGAUAUUAUUUUCGAUGCAUCUAUUUUGUUACAACAACUCCCCACCCACCCACCUUUUUGUACAAGCCAGAUGAUCUAGUUUGGUAUUGCAAGUGUGCAUAUGACCUUGUGAAGAUUAUUAUUCACCUCAAGUAUCCUUUAGUAAUUUGAAAUCAUCACCGAUGACAGAAAUGGCAUAAUCUUCCAGGAACAUGCUUGUACUUGCAUUUGAAAUUUUUUUUUAAAUGCAAUGUUUUAGACUUCUUCCAUUUUAAUAGCAGCACAGUCAAAUUUCAUCUUCUCUUUUACUAACAUUUCUUAUUUCUAAAAAGAGUAGUUGUCUUACAAAAUACAUAUCCUAGCAAGUCAUGUAUAAAAGUCUCUUUGAAGUGCCCUUUUGUAUCUUCUAUAGCUUUUGAUAUUUUGAUUGCUUUGAUAGUACCAUACUGUUAAAAGGAACAUUUUCAAAAUAAAAGUGUUACUUUGUAGAAAAAGAGUUCCCCAAAGUUUCCACUACCGCAUUUUUUGCAUUCUUUCUGUGUCAAACAUGUAGGGGAAAAGGGAAUAUGCAUGAGCAUAGGUUAUAAGCUGAAAUUUGAUUGUAAACUUCUAUGUUAUUAUUUUGAUGCAUUGUUCAAAAUGAAAGGGGAAAAACUCGACUACGAAACGUCAUUAAUAAGUUUGUUCAGACAUAUACUUCAUAAGUUAAGCAUGGAACAUUCCCACAUAUCUUCCAUUCUUGCAAAUUUCUGUCAGUGGUAGUUAGCAGUUCACAUGAAAUUUUCUUUUAAUUGUAUGAUUUCCUUCAAAUGUAUUUUUGGUACAGGUAAGAGGUCACAUGCUUGCAGUAGAGAUAAUACAGUACAUGUAGACUCAGACAAAAAUAUAUAUAUGUAGCAUUUUUUUGUUUCAAUAUUGUUUGUUACAAUACUAUUAUAUUUAAAAUCUUAUGUUACAAAAUAUUACAAAUUAUUUGAUCAAUAUAGCAUUAGAUUUAACUCCAUAUUGGAGAUUGAAGAAUUUGUAGGUAUGAAACUACCUGCCUAUAGUAUGGUAUUAACAUAUGAAUCAAUGAUCAAAUUUUUGCAGAAUUUUAACAUAAAAAGUAAUUUUGUAUAAAAUAUUUGUAAAUAACAGUGUGAUUUUAUUAUACUGUCAGUAGUGCAGCUUAUCAUGUGCGGGGCAGUUAUGCUGGAAGUAUGUUGUAGACAUGAGUAUUUAUCAAUUUGAUUGUGUUUAUAAAGCAAUAUGCUCUUUGAUAAUUAAAGUGAAUUAGUUAAGAGGUAAAUAUAUUGUUUGCUUGUGCUUUUUUAUGAUAUUGUAUGUAGAAUAUUCCAAUAAAUAAUGCUUAUACAUGUAUUAGAAAUCUUACAAAUUA
Molecule: messenger RNA, 5327 nt
Organism: Strongylocentrotus purpuratus (purple sea urchin)
Lineage: Eukaryota; Metazoa; Echinodermata; Echinoidea; Camarodonta; Strongylocentrotidae
Product: copine-3
Exons: 15
Coding region: 44-1663 (539 amino acids)
Biological process (GO): cellular response to calcium ion
Cellular component (GO): plasma membrane
Molecular function (GO): calcium-dependent phospholipid binding
Source: RefSeq, a predicted model, not a curated record